This is a messenger RNA of Nipponia nippon (crested ibis), 1251 nucleotides long. The record is from RefSeq and is a predicted model, not a curated record. Lineage: Eukaryota; Metazoa; Chordata; Aves; Pelecaniformes; Threskiornithidae.
AUGAGGCCCCUUCUCUGCUGCCUGGGGCUGGCCACGCUCCUGGGGCCCUGCCUGGCUUGUCCCAGUGCCUGCUCCUGCUCCAUCAAGAAGAACGGGCGGCUGUUGGCUGAGUGCGCCUACAAGGAUCUUCAGGAGGUACCCAAGGGGUUGUCCUCCAACGUCACCAUCCUCACCUUGUCGGCCAACAGGAUCGGCUGGUUGGGACAGGGCUCCUUUGCUGAGGUUCCUGAAGUGCAGUCGCUGUGGUUGGGCUACAACCAGAUCGGGCUGGUGGAACUGGGGACUUUUGCCUUGUUAGUGCACCUGAAGAACCUGGACCUGAGCCACAACAAGAUUGCGGAUUUCCCCUGGCAGGACCUCAGUAACCUCAGCAGUCUGCAGAUCCUGAAGAUGAACAACAACCGCUUGGCCGGGCUGCCCCGGGACGCUUUCCGCUCCUUGAAGGACCUGCGCUCCCUCUGGCUCAAUGACAAUGAGUUGACCACCCUGGCUGAGGGCACCUUUGACAAUCUGCCCUCCCUGUCCCAGCUGCAGAUCUUCAACAACCCCUUCAACUGCUCCUGCAAGGUCUUCUGGCUGAAGAAGUGGACCGAGAACACCUCCGUCUCCAUCACCAAGGGGGGGUCUACCCUGUGCGUGGCUCCCAGCAGGCUGAAGGGCAGGGCAGUGACGGACAUCCCUGACCACCAUUGUGUUGCUCCCUCCGUGCAGCUCACCUACCUCUCCAACCUGGACAACACCGUCAUGUACGAUGGCCUCACCCUGACCCUGCACUGCAGCGUGGCGGGCAGCCCUCCACCAGAGAUCAGGUGGAAGAUCCAGACCUCCAGCCGCCAUGUUGAGAUCAAUGGGCCCAACGUGGCGCGGGAUGGAAAUGUCAAGCAGAGCCAGGAGCGCUUCUUGGUCUUCAAGAAUGGCACCAUGGCCAUCCCCAACUUCAGCAAAGAGGAUGAAGGCAUCUACACCUGCCUCGCUGUCAAUGAUGUGGGCACGCGGGAUGUGUCAGUCAACGUGGCCUUGGCUGGGUCAGAGAAUCCAGCUGAAGACCUACUCCGAGAUGACCCCCAAGCCAGCCACCUCGGAGGUCGGAGCUGCUACAAGGGGGAUGAAAUGGAUCCCUCUGGAGCUGGGGAAAAGUUGGUGAUUGUUUACCACAUGCCGAGGGAGUCAAAGAGCAGGGCUGGAGGAGCGGUGCCCGAGGUCCAUCUGGGGACCCUCCUGCUGGCUUUGGGCAUUGUGCUCUGCUGUUAA